Molecule: messenger RNA, 2448 nt
Organism: Kuraishia capsulata CBS 1993
Lineage: Eukaryota; Fungi; Ascomycota; Pichiomycetes; Pichiales; Pichiaceae
Exons: 1
Coding region: 1-2448 (815 amino acids)
Molecular function (GO): S-adenosylmethionine-dependent methyltransferase activity
Source: RefSeq, a predicted model, not a curated record
AUGUCCUCUUCAGACGCAAACAACCCCCGGUUCACUCACACGCGCAUCCAGCACCGGUUGGAACCAACUGUAAGUGGAGUGGCCUCACCUGAUUCGGCGAACUCGCUGCAGAGUACUUCGUCGGAACCGAUGUCGCGGAAGGGAACCACUGACGUGGAGAGACGAAAGGGUGGGUUCCCGAUUCCAUUGAUAGGAAAUCUGAUAGACCACACGAAGUCCAGUGCAGACGUCGCCGGAUUGCCCAAAACUGAGUCCAAAAAGUUUGGGAAGUCGCGCCAUUUCCCGCAUCCGUUGCGAAGAAAGCACAGAACGGACACUGCGCCGGUUGAGAAUGCGAAACCCAGGCAUAUGUUCAAGACUUUCACGGAAUUGGCCUCGCCAGCCCCAGGCUCCCGCCCAGAACCCCGACCAUCGCAUGACCCUUAUUUUACAGCCGAAAAUGCGGUUCAUUUGGCCGCACGGCUCAGGUUUUUCAUGAAAUUUCGGGAGGAGUCUGAACUGAACGACUCCAUCAACUACGCCAAUGUUCGCAGAGAAAUGUGGCUCGACUGGUACAAGAAGUUCCUGCGGGGCGUUGAAGUUGAGCUGGCUGAAGUAGAGACAGCUCUUGAGCGUGAAUCGAAGUAUUCAAAAGGUGGGUCUUCAAUUCAAGCAGUGCCUCAUCUCACGGUCGACCAGCAAAGAUCGCUUGCCGGCAAAAAGAGACUCAUGAGCAUGAUGAACGAUCUGGCAAACUCGGCUGUAAUGACCGAUUUCCCCGUGACGAAUCCAACCUCUGGAACUACUCUACCGGUUCAGAACCAGGAUCAAGUUUCUCUGAUCAAAUUCUGGCACACACAAAUUUACAAAAAGAUGACCAACUCGGAAUCCCUGGUGUUGCCCAUAACGAGACAUUUGAUCAAACUGCAACGUACCUCGUCGCAGUCUGGACCAUAUCAACAGGUUCCUCUGGAACAGAUAGCUGUGCUGUCCAACCAGAGAAUUUUGAACAAAGUCCAGGAAACGGACGUCAAGGAAGAUACUAAUCUUCUAACAAGCUGGGAAGUGUGUUUUGACGAGAAGAAUUUCCAUACCAACAGCAUCAAUAUCAGUGAUAGGACUUCAAUUCUGUACGAUGAGAAAAAUCAUGGUUAUCUGCCUGGCCAAGAAUUGCCCAAAAACCCCAGCUUUAUAAGCACUUUCUUCGACACACAAGACCUGACGAAGGAAGAAACGGAGUUUUUCCAAAGAUUUUCGUCUUUCACAACGACUGGGUACACCCAACUGCCAUUGAGAAAUGCGUCUCAGGCAGCCGUUUUGUGCCAGGACUUCUGGUUAACCGUGACGAAAAACGAAGUCCUACCUGCUCUUCAAGAAAUUCACAGAGUUUUGAAGCCUGGCGGAGUGUUACAAAUGCCAGUAUUUGACUUUGAAGUGAUCAACGAAAUGAAACACGAGAAUCCAGAUGGAUCAUUUUCACAAGAAGCCGAUCCAGACGAACUUUUAGCUCAUCUUGUGUGGUCGGAAAUGGUCAAAAUUGCCAACGAAGAAGGUACUGAGACCAACAUGAGCAGAAGCAUCAUGAAAUUGAUGUACGAUGCGGGUUUCUCCAAGGUUUCAUACACGAUGGUGACAUAUCCACAGGUAUCAACACUUUCGGACGUGGGAAGCACCACAGAGUCUCAUGCUGCUACAGGUCUCGAUAAGCAUUUCUCCUUUGGAUCGCCUGCUUCUUCCUCGCAAAAAGCUAGAUCCCAGGAGACAUCUCCUGUUUAUAAUCGGGUCAAUGAAUCGCCGAGAUCUGCUGCUUUUGGAGACAGAGCAACAAAGCGCCAGAGCUCUUUGGGCUUAAGCCCGACAACACCUGCACCUCUGAGACCUCUGCAGCCUGUUAGGCCCAGUUCUCUGAGAACCAAUAGCACUGAAGCUGUGAGAGAAAGCAAUGCAGACUCGGCGACACAGGGAAGCUUUGAUGGUUCCACUCGUACCGGAUCUGUUCUUAGUACAAUCACUUCUGCUUCUUCGAGAACACUAGAUGCUGAGACUCCUGCUGGUGAAGGCCACAGAUCCAGCACUGCUACCGGAACGAGCUCCAACACUGCUCCGACCAGUAUCUCCAGUGCUGGCUACAGAGAUGAACGGAUGAACAGCUUUUUCGAGCUGUUUUCCAACUACAUCGAGAUGAUCGUGAUGUUCAAGUUCGGAGUUUUGAACAUUGACAAACUCGUUUCCGAUGUGGACGGUGAUCCUGACAAGUUGCGCAGAAGACUGGCUUUGAUCAGAAUGUUUAUUGGGUAUAAAGCCCAUGGUAUCAACUUCCUGGAGAAGGCCAGGGAAGAUUCCUUGGCUAAGAAAGAAAAGAGGCCUACUAAAGAUUUCGAGAGAGGAAGGGCCAGGGACGAUAACCCCACGCAUAGGAUAAGAAACGAGGGUAUUGCCUAUUUCUUCAUUUUUGUCGCCAAGAAAUGA